AUGAUGGCGACAGUGCGCCGCGCUGUGUGUGUGUUGGCCGCUGCUCUGUGCUGCACGGCCUUGUGCGUAGCUGCGAACUCUGAUGAUGAUAAUUCUGCUUCGUCUCCCACAGGUGGUGCGGCGGAGGCGUCUGAUGUGUCGGCGAAGGAGAUAGUCGUCACUGCAAAGACGGAGGCCGUGGAGGCAGCAAGGAAAGUUCAGGAGGCAGCAGUUUCUUUUAAGGAUGCUCUGAGUGAAGUGCAGACGGCGCAUGAGGCGGCCAAAAAGGCAGCAGAGGGCGCAGGGGGUAUUCUGACGGGAGGCGCCAAGACGGCAGCGGAUCAUGUGGUGCAGGCUUCGCAGAAAAUGUCAGGUGCUGUUACUGUGCUGAAGGAUUUUGUAUCUUCUGGCUGCAAAGUGGUAUCCGUUAAGUUGUCGACAGAGAAGAACAAUGCUAAAGAUGCAUUGGAUCUCGCUAAAUCAGCUGUAACGGGUGCUAAAACGGCAGUGUCGGACACUGAAGGCCUGCUGGAGAAGGCGAAGACCGAGGAGCAGAAAGUAGUGAAAGCCAUGGAGAAGGCUACACAAGCAGCAGCGAUUAUACCAAAAGAAGCGGAGAAAGUUGUGGCUGUGAUUCAGAGGGCCCAGGAAGAAGCGAGUCAAGCAAGUGAUCUAGCGGAGAAGUACCGCACAGAAGUGGGAGAGGCAAACAAAAAAGUGAAGGAGGUUCUUGAUUCAUCGAACACCGUAGAUACUUCGGCAACAAAAGUGGAUGAGCUGGCCAAGAAAGAUAUAACGAAGACAGCAAUAACUGAAGGUGAAUGCAAUAAACUCAAAGAAUUGAAGCUUGAUGAGUUUAAGACUGCUCCACUGGGAGUGAAAACAAUGGAAGGGGUAAAAGUGCGCACUACUGAGGAUAUCCAGGAAACUGACAAACUUGAGGCCCUCAUGAAGACAGCAAUAUUAAGUGCGGAUAAUGCAGUAAAGCUGGCAAAAACUGAGAAAUCAGCAGCUGAAGCGGCGUUGCAGCAAGCCAGCAAGGAGCUGGAAGCCGCUAAAAAGAAACAGCAGGAGAGUGAGAAGCAGGGAGAUACGAACGACGAUCAGGAGAAACAAAAAAAGGGGAUUCUGGAAAGCGAAGUAAGUGAAAGGGACGAACCAAAAGGACUCAUCGGUUCCCAGCAACCUGAUACCACGGAUUCCACUGCGACUCCUCCUGCUGGUGCGUUGUUGCCUAAGACCGAUGGCACUGCGGAUGGCGAGAAGCUUCUUGCUCAGCACACAGAUGGCAGCGACGUC
Messenger RNA from Trypanosoma grayi, 1278 nucleotides. RefSeq lists its product as hypothetical. NCBI's taxonomy places the organism in Eukaryota, Euglenozoa, Kinetoplastea, Trypanosomatida, Trypanosomatidae. The annotation marks the transcript as partial. The record is from RefSeq and is a predicted model, not a curated record. The transcript has a single exon.